Messenger RNA from Nyctereutes procyonoides (raccoon dog), 1367 nucleotides. RefSeq names its product hydroxysteroid 11-beta dehydrogenase 1 (gene HSD11B1). The record is from RefSeq and is a predicted model, not a curated record. Gene Ontology annotation, molecular function: steroid binding; 11-beta-hydroxysteroid dehydrogenase (NADP+) activity. NCBI's taxonomy places the organism in Eukaryota, Metazoa, Chordata, Mammalia, Carnivora, Canidae. Gene Ontology annotation, biological process: steroid catabolic process. The transcript has 7 exons. Bases 145 to 1026 code for a protein of 293 amino acids. Gene Ontology annotation, cellular component: endoplasmic reticulum membrane; intracellular membrane-bounded organelle.
UUCCCCUCCCCAGCAGUUGACGUAGUCAGAAGGAUACUUUAAGUCACGGGACACUGCUCACCCCAGACACUGCUGCUGCUCAGAAAUCCUGGGACAUCUGACAUACAGCUGGCAGAAGGGCUCCUCGGGCCAGGUCUCUGUCUGAUGGCUUUUAAGAAAAAAUAUCUCCCCCCCCUUCUGGGGUUCUUCUUGGCCUACUACUACUAUUCUGCGAAUGAGGAAUUCAGACCAGAGAUGCUCCAAGGAAAGAAAGUAAUUGUCACAGGGGCCAGCAAGGGGAUUGGAGAACAGAUGGCCUAUCAUCUGGCAAAGAUGGGAGCCCAUGUGGUGGUGACGGCAAGGUCUAAAGAAACUCUAAAGAAGGUGGUAUCCCACUGCCUAGAGCUUGGGGCAGCAUCUGCACACUACAUUCCUGGCACCAUGGAGGAUAUGAACUUUGCAGAGCAAUUCGUGGCCAAAGCUGGAAAGCUCAUGGGGGGACUAGACAUGCUCAUCCUCAACCAUAUCACCAACACUUCUAUGAAUCUAUUUAGUGGUGAUAUCCACUUGGUGCGCAGAAGCAUGGAAGUCAACUUCCUCAGUUAUGUGGUCCUGAGUGCUGCUGCCUUGCCUAUGCUGAAGCAGAGCAACGGAAGCAUUGUUGUCGUCUCCUCAAAGGCUGGGAAAAUGUCUUCUCCACUUGUUGCACCCUAUUCUGCAAGCAAGUUUGCUCUGGACGGAUUUUUCUCCUCUGUCAGGAUGGAACAUUCAGUGACCAAGGUCAAUGUGUCGAUCACUCUCUGUAUCCUCGGCCUCAUAAACACAGACACAGCCAUGAAGGCCGUUUCUGGGAUACUCAGCACAGUAGGAGCAUCUUCAAAGGAAGAAUGUGCCCUGGAGAUCAUCAAAGGGGGAGCUCUGCGCCAAGAGGAAGUGUACUAUGACAACUCAGUCUGGACAGCUUUCCUACUGGGAAAUCCAGGGAGGAAGAUCCUGGAAUUCUUGUCAUUAAGAAGUUAUAAACUGGACAAAUUUAUAAACAACUAAGCACUUCCUUAGGAUGCAGCAUGGGAAGGGACUGUUCAUCCUGAUAUUACCUGAGCUCCAUCCAUGAAGGCAUCUCCCCGGAGAGACAAAUAACUGAGUGUCCCAAGAGAGUUGGAAGUCACACAUCACAUCUCACAAUUUGAAGGAGUUCCUCUAACACUUGCACAGUGGAAAUGUAAUUAUAAUGAAUGUCAUGAACCACUGCAACCUGUGGUCAUGAAAAUGAUAGUAACCAGAGGUACGAUUAAAAAGUAGUUCUAUCAAAUUUACCUCAUAUAUAAUAUUAUGAUUAAUACAAUAUUAAUUAUAAUAAAGGUCAUAUCCACUUUAUAAAUUCAUAA